AUGUCUGGCAAGGUGUAUGCAUAUAUAGCCUUCUCCUACCUGAAUGCGGUGACAGCGUUCCUGAUAGCAUGGCUGAUGCAUAUCCGCAUCACAUCCUUCGCUGUCGUUGCGGUGGUUAACGAGUGGGAUCUCGACGAGAAGGCAGCGGCGUGCCGGAAUGCGGGUCUGAUGUAUCUCGUGCUUGCCGUGGGUCUCUCCCUCCGCUCAAUGUAUCAGCACUAUCGCACUCGCGAUCCGGAGAGGCAGCGCUACGAUGCGGAGCUGUCGGAUAUGCGUGAAAAAAUGCCGCUGUUGUACUCAUCUCUCUUCGAGCCCGACGGGGAGGCACACAGUGCAGGUGCGGUCUCUUGCUCCGGUCGCGGGUACGGCUCAAGCGAAAGCAGCUAG
This is a messenger RNA of Trypanosoma grayi, 387 nucleotides long. RefSeq lists its product as hypothetical. Lineage: Eukaryota; Euglenozoa; Kinetoplastea; Trypanosomatida; Trypanosomatidae. The coding region runs from base 1 to 387 and encodes 128 amino acids. The transcript has a single exon. The record is from RefSeq and is a predicted model, not a curated record.